AUGGAGACACUCCUUCAUCUCAACCUGGUCUCUGACACCAAGUCUAUUUGGGAUCGGGAUGACAAGCCUGAACAUGCUUUUUACAUCAAGGACUUAGCCCACUAUACCACUGCAAUUCAAGGGCAAAUCAGUUGGCUUGAAACACAGUACAACAAGUACCUUAAGUUCCUGAAGGAAACAGGCCAGGGUGUUAAAACAGAUGAGGAAAUUGAAGAAAUCCACACAAAUAAAAUGGCGGAGAUACACUCGAGGUCCCUGUCAUAUCUGUGCAUACCUGAUCCCGACUCCCGGACCUCCAUCUUCACUGUCAUAUCCAUCCCCGGCCAUCGACUUCCGGUCCCUCCAAUCCCUCCGGUCUACCUCCGCUCCUUCUUCACUAACCUCGGAGCUCCCGUAUUCCGCAAUCCCCUUGGUACCCCUCGAUGGUCACCACCCCCUCCUUUCAAUUUAUUACCUAUGCCUCCCUAA
Molecule: messenger RNA, 468 nt
Organism: Cantharellus anzutake
Lineage: Eukaryota; Fungi; Basidiomycota; Agaricomycetes; Cantharellales; Hydnaceae
Exons: 3
Coding region: 1-468 (155 amino acids)
Source: RefSeq, a predicted model, not a curated record